Colletotrichum acutatum is the source of this 980-nucleotide messenger RNA. RefSeq lists its product as uncharacterized. The transcript has 3 exons. NCBI's taxonomy places the organism in Eukaryota, Fungi, Ascomycota, Sordariomycetes, Glomerellales, Glomerellaceae. The record is from RefSeq and is a predicted model, not a curated record. The coding region runs from base 96 to 686 and encodes 196 amino acids.
CUGAAGGUGGCUAAGAGAAUCCGAAAGCGGUUAAAACCACACAACUCUGGGAUAGAGCAGGUUAUGACUGUGCCCGAGGCCAAGAGAAAUCUCUCAUGUUCCGCAGGUAUAAAGACGUCACAAAUCCGAAGUUGGUCCACUCUAGCUACUGGCAUCAUCAGAUAUCCGCCAUGGCAUUUUGGGUCGCCCGGGUCCUGAGCCACUUGGCUGUUGUAUCCAGUGUCCUACGUCACGUUUCAGGAGAGCAGCAUGUAAACCAGCUUGUGGAAAGGCAGACUUCUUUCCAACCGCGCGGUUUUCUAGAUUCUUGCGUUGAUUGGGGCACACUGAUGAACGAAAGAUAUAAGAUGGUCGCGUUUUGCAGGACCACAACGGGCGAUUGGAACUGGUCGGUCCUUGACUUGAACCAUUGUAUAGUGAAUCGCGACGGUUCUUUGAUGGCGCAAGACGAUGGAUCCUUCUUCCUGUCUGCCGGUCCCUGCUCGUCUGAUAACGCAACGAAGUCGUGGGCCAAUUAUAAGUGCAGCACGCAAAACGACGACAGCGACGAGCGUCACGUUGAUCACGGGAUAGACCUUAAUUUGGUAGUCGGUAAUGACAAUGGUACUCUUUCUGUGGUCAACAACCCCACAAGGGGCUUACGCUCAGCCAAGGGCAAGCUGGCUGGUCUGGCUUGGGUGUGGUGAACUAGGGUGGCAGCGGACAGUUGUCGGUGCAUUUGGAUCGGUCACUCUCAUCUCAGCAUAGCACCCUCGUUACGGGCCUUGGUGGAGCGUAGGCUGGUCCGUGAUCGUUGAUGAGCGGCGGUAGCCAUGCGCGGACGUCUGACGAGUUCAAUGCAGCGCUCGAUAGGGUGGACUAGAAGCGCCUACUUGGGCUAGGUAAAGCAGUAUAGCCGUCGCGAAUACUCGUCCUUACCUUGGCCUUCCCAGAGCAUCCAUCCCAUGGGGAUGAAUGAUUCGCGGUCGUGAUGCUGAACG